Molecule: messenger RNA, 2098 nt
Organism: Syngnathus typhle (broad-nosed pipefish)
Lineage: Eukaryota; Metazoa; Chordata; Actinopteri; Syngnathiformes; Syngnathidae
Gene: dnaja
Product: DnaJ heat shock protein family (Hsp40) member A
Exons: 8
Coding region: 156-1343 (395 amino acids)
Biological process (GO): response to heat; protein refolding
Cellular component (GO): cytoplasm; cytosol
Molecular function (GO): Hsp70 protein binding; ATP binding
Source: RefSeq, a predicted model, not a curated record
UAUUCGACAGCAUCCGGCCCAUUCAGCUCGAUCUCUCCAGAAAGUUCCACGCUGAAGAGCCGUUAUAAGAACCAGCCAUCUUCUAGAAACCGUUUUCACUUCAGACUGACACCACAGUCAUUUCGUAGGAGACAAUAAUACCACAAGCUGUCAUAAUGGUUCGCGAAACUGGCUACUACGAUCUCCUUGGUGUUGGACCCAAAGCGUCUGCGGAGGAAAUUAAAAAAGCUUACAGAAAACUGGCGUUAAAAUAUCACCCGGACAAGAACCCCAAUGAGGGCGAGAAGUUCAAGCUUAUAUCGCAAGCAUAUGAUGUGCUUUCGGAUUCCAAAAAGAGAGAUCUCUACGACCAAGGCGGCGAGCAAGCAAUUAAAGAAGGCGGUAUGGGCGGAGCGUCGUCCCCCAUGGACAUUUUCAACAUGUUCUUUGGGGGCGGGGGAAGGAUGCAGAGAGAGAGGAGAGGGAAGAACAUUGUCCACCAGUUAAGCGUUUCCCUGGAGGACAUGUACAAUGGCUGCACGAGGAAGCUGGCACUCCAGAAGAACGUCAUAUGUGAAAAGUGCGAAGGUUAUGGUGGGAAGAAAGGUACCUUGGAGAAAUGCUCCAGCUGUAAAGGAAGAGGAGUGCAGAUCAAGGUGCAGCAGAUAGGACCGGGCAUGAUUCAGCAGAUUCAGAGCAUGUGCGGAGAUUGUCACGGGCAGGGCGAAUCGUUCAGCUCAAAGGACCGCUGCAAGAAUUGCAAUGGGCACAAAGUGGAGCGUAAGAAGAAAAUCCUGGAAGUUCACAUUGACAAAGGCAUGAGAGACGGUCAGAAGAUCACAUUUCACGGCGAAGGAGACCAGGAGCCUGACCUGGAGCCCGGUGACGUCAUCAUCGUGCUGGACCAGAAGGAGCAUAGCCUUUUCAAACGAAGCGACGAUAACCUCACCAUGACCAUGAGCAUCAAACUGGUGGAGGCCUUGUGCGGCUUCAAGAAGGCCAUCAACACCCUGGACGACCGAACGCUCGUCAUCACCUCGCAACCAGGUGAAGUUAUAAAGAACAACGACACAAAGGUGAUCCAAAACGAAGGAAUGCCAGUGUACAGGAGCCCUUACGAGAAGGGACAACUCUUCAUCCAGUUCCAGGUGGAGUUUCCUGAAAAACACUGGCUCCCGGAACAUCUGAUGUUCCAGCUGGAAAGGCUGCUUCCCCCCAGGGAGGACGUGUUGAUCACCGACGACACGGAGGAGGUUGAGCUCUGCGAGGUGGACGAGCGAACGCAGCAGCGGAACUACAGCAGAGAAGCUUACGACGAAGACGAGGAGGCUCCCAGAGGUGGCGUGCAGUGUCAGACGCAGUAGUCUGCCACUCUGUGGGCAAAGUGAAUCACCUGGGCUGAGGUUCUUUAGUUAGUGUGUUCCAACUUUUGUGCUGAUUAAGCACCCAGCCCAAAUUUUUACUUUGUUCUAAGAACCACUGAGUUGGAAACAUAACUUGACACCCAAGUGGCACAGUUUAGUUCAGGAAAGACUGAUCUGUUUUUUUUUUUUUUUUACACAAAUGAAAAUGAAUCCCAUCUCGUUCAUAAUCACCUUUUUAAGGUCCAUCGCGCACUCUGAGCUAGUUGACCAAAGCUCCUAAAUUGUUGUAUCUAGUUUUGCUGUCACUCGUAAUUUGAAUUGUUGAUGAACGGCGCUGCAAAUGUAACGGUCAAUCAAAAAUUUCAUCAGAGGUGUUGUUCACAUCAAAAACGGUUUCUAAGGUCACUACAUUUUUUUUUAACAAUAUAAUAUAUAUUGCACCUAUGGCUGAAAAGCAAAGUGUUAAUAUCCAUUUCAAAAAGCUGAUUUUAAUCACCUUUGACACAAAUGAAUAUGUACUGAACUGUACCACUUGGUGAAAACAUUGCUUUAUUUAACAUUCUUUAGAUAUGGUUAUGCAAGGUUUGUGAUUGGUAAAAAAAACAUUAUGUACCUGUUGCUGGUCUUCUCUUUAUGUUAAUACCCCAACAGAUGUAUUAAGAAGUUUAAAAGACUACUUUGUAUGCUUUCCGUGAAGGUCAUUUCAGUCAUAGCUCCUCAAAAACUUUUAUCAAUAAAUUUCCUGUGUGCUUCAA